CCGAAAGUCAAUGAGGCCAAUCACCUCCCUUGGUCGUGUUAGUGCCCCUAUAGAAUGACGAGUACGUAUAAAGAUUCAGCCACUGCAAGCCUAAAGGAUGAGGAAGAGUUCACGGAUAUAUUGGAGGAGAGGAGGCGCACCACUGAUCUUGGUUAUGCCCUGAGAACCUUUAACCCGCAACCGUACAAAGGAGCCCCAACCCUUUCCACCUCUGACCUCAACAAAGCUGUACUGGAGUCCCAGUAUCUGUGCUAUAUUAUCAAAGAGAUUGCCAUGGAGACGGGGUCAUCUGUGGAGAAGGUGAAAGAAGAUGCUUCUAGGAUUUUGAAGGAAAUGUCUCACAAUCUGCAGCUGGGGUUUAUCAGGCUAAUGGGCUACACUCUAAACAAGGUGUUCAAGAGACUCUACAGGAGCAUCUAUGUCAACAUGGAAGGACUCAACAUGUUUGUUUCAACAUAUAUAGUAGAAUGA
Messenger RNA from Pundamilia nyererei, 471 nucleotides. RefSeq names its product dihydroxyacetone phosphate acyltransferase-like. Gene Ontology annotation, cellular component: peroxisomal membrane; mitochondrial membrane. The transcript is spliced from 4 exons. Gene Ontology annotation, molecular function: glycerone-phosphate O-acyltransferase activity; glycerol-3-phosphate O-acyltransferase activity. The coding region runs from base 55 to 471 and encodes 138 amino acids. Lineage: Eukaryota; Metazoa; Chordata; Actinopteri; Cichliformes; Cichlidae. The record is from RefSeq and is a predicted model, not a curated record. Gene Ontology annotation, biological process: triglyceride biosynthetic process; ether lipid biosynthetic process; phospholipid biosynthetic process.